This is a messenger RNA of Gryllus bimaculatus (two-spotted cricket), 4042 nucleotides long. NCBI's taxonomy places the organism in Eukaryota, Metazoa, Arthropoda, Insecta, Orthoptera, Gryllidae. The record is from the annotation of a GenBank genome assembly.
AUGUUGGGAGCGUUGGUGCGAGCGCGUUGCGAGGUGCGCUUUCUGUCCACAGCCGCCAUAGUGCCCCCGCCCACCACCCACGAGCUCUGGCGAGUGGGCUUACACAAUGCUCUCCCCUUCAUCGGCUUUGGCUUCCUUGAUAACUUCUUCAUGAUUCUUUUUGGGGAUACAAUUGAAAUGACCGUAGGCACCAUGAUGGUGCUCUCGACGAUGGCGGCUGCUGCGUUAGGCAACACCAUCUCCGAUGUGCUCGGCAUUGGCUCGGCGUGGUACGUUGAACGCAUGGCAUGCCGAGGACGUGUUGCUGGUGUUGUAAUUGGAUGCCUUCUUGGUAUGACUCCUCUGCUAUUUUUAGGAAAUUCUAGUGAAAAGGAAAAAAAAGAAGUACAAGAAAAGAAACCUACUUGAACAUUUACUAUUCUCAGCAAAUUGCUGACUUUUUGAGAGGACAAAUUUUCUCAGAGGACUUGUAAUUAUAAGAAAAGUCUUAUCAGUGGCCUAGGUUUGAAUAUAUUUUGUGUUGUUACUUGAAUGAAAAAUUACUAUUUUAAACAUUGUUUUGAUAUGCAUAUUUUUAACUAUAUUUUGGAAUACAUAUAUUUUUUCCAACUUUCUUACUUUUUGGAUGUGUUCUAUCUUGGUUUAAAGCAACAAAAAUCCAAUAACUUGAUUUAGGAAUGUACUGAAAAAUCUUAGCAUUUCUGUUAUGUGUGAAUGCUAAUUUGCGUAAUUGAUGGAGCUGUAAAGAUGUAAAGUAUAUUAUGUUAUUAGUAUCUUUUCUGAUUUAGACUACAUGCUGGCAUGUAAGAUGUUCUGUGUAAUUUUUUUAGAUUUAGACCAAUUGAUUGUUCUUAUUGAAAAUGAAAUAUCCAAGUUGGAAAAAUUCUUAUUAAGACCAAUUGUAGAUUCAGAAAUUCUAUCAGUGUGAAGAUAGGAUAUAGUUUUCCUCACUUUAUGUAUAAUAUUAUUUCCCUUUAGGAAAGAAAUAGACCUACUAUUUUAGCAAAUAAUCCUAAAUAAUGUGUGCAUUAUAAUGAGUUUUUAUUGUUUAUGGAGGAAACAGCAUGUACUUAUUUUUCAAGAAGCAAGAUUUAAAUCAAAAGAUGCAACAAACGUAACUAAUUUAGCUGCAUACAUAAUCCAUAUCUCUUUAGAUAUGGAUUAUUUAUAUUUCUUCUCUCAAAGGUUACCAUAAAAAAGAGGAGUAUUCCAUUUACACUAAUACAUUAUGAUUUACAACUAUUCUCAGUUAUGGAAGACAUUUCCAAAGAGUGUGGUUUCCUGUGUACAAGAUAGUUAAGAAUGUUAUGAAGUUUUCUAACAUUGAUAUUUCAUGUUUUCAAGGUUAGACCAGUUCUGAAAUACUCUGUACAUAUAAGAACUGAAAAUUUAGUUAUAUUUCUACAUUUUAACAACAAUAACAUGUACGUACUACAUAUUAGAGUAUCAUAUAUAUUCGCACCUCAUAAGAUGAAUGAGAUGUAAAUAAAAAAUGUUGAUUUUCCCUCUUAGAAGUUUAUUGUGAUAGUUAAAUUAUAGUGUUUAUUCUAUAAAAUUAUAUGUUAUAUCUUUCAUUGUUUUAUAUUGUAUCUAGUCUAUUAGUAUUAGCAAAGCAGAGAUAUUUUCAACACUACUAAAUUGGUUGUAUGUAAUAUUGCUUAAUGCAAUAUUUAUUCUCAGGAAAUACAUUCAUAUCAAGCUUUAUGUGGCUUGUUCAAGAGAUAUGUCAUUGAUGUUUCGAGUAAUUAUGUUAGCCUACAAAUUAAACCUUUUUUAUGCAGUAUAAGCUCAAUUGGUGGUGAAGGAGAGCUCAAUUAAAAAAGUAUUUUGUUUUUCUAUAUCACGUCAGAUCAUUAAACAAAAGGGGAUAAUAGAAUUCUCUGCUUCAACUUGACUAACUAUUGGUGUUUCUCCUUUCUUCAUUUCUGUUUUGCAUCGUGUUGAAAAUUGGUAGAAUGCAAUUGAUACUACCAUUAAGGUAUAAUUUAUGCUAAAUCAGAAGCAAUCUGUUAUCGUCACUGGUGUGUGUAAUUGUUUCUCAAGAAUUAGAGGAUUGUUGUGCAUUAUAAGUUUGGAAUACUCAUAAAAUAAACAUAAGUUAAUGUUGAUAUUGUAUUUGUUGGAUAUGAUUUUAAAUAUUUUUAAAAAGGAUAAAUGUUUGUUGACAAAAGAUGAUUUCUGAGAUACUUUUUACUUCAAUAAUAUUAAUCAAAUAUUUAAUAUUUUUUCUCAGUGUUUUAAUAAUUUUGUUUUCACUUUAUAAUGUGUAGAUAUUUUUAUUAUGAUGCUUGAAGGUACCUAGAUUCUGAAAUGUAGUCUUGUGAAAUAAUUUGGGCAGUUGCAUGCUAUGUUUGCAUAUCAGUUGUGUACUACCAUGCAAAGCCUUGUAUGAUGCUGUUCUAGUUAGGAAAUGUUCUAGGGAGUCACUUCACCAUGCUCAUCCAAAUUCAGAAGAAAAUAAUCAAAAUAUGCCUUUAAGAAAUAAAACUUCAGAACUGUCUUGCAAUCAAAGUAAUUAGUCACUUUUUCUAAUCUUUUCUUAAAGUUACUUAUUGUUUUACUAGUGUGUGGUGUAUAGGAUAGAUUGUUGUUUAUUGUGAUAAAGUUACAUACUUAUCAUAACCAAAUAGUUAAAAAUAUAAUAUAAACUUUUGACGACUUUAAACGGCCUAUCCUAUCUCAAUUGCCUUGCUUCUAAUACUUAAGAUGUUUAUGUGUACACAACGAAUCUAGAAUGCUCUUUAUACAUUUACUCUUAUCUUCACGGGUUACUACUAACAAUCUAUAAGCAACAUUGCGCAGAGAUUCCAUCCAUUGCAGAGAAAUUAAAAUCUUUACAUAGUAGAAAGAAAGCAUGAGGAUACUGAAGAUGACAAUUACUCAAUGCAUUAGGCAGAUGCUUUUACUAGUGAGUGCUUUCAGAGUAUUAUUGGGUAUUAUUUAAUGUUUUAGAGAAGUAGGAUGUGAUUGGAUCUUUUGAACUCCUUAGGUAUAUGAAAUACCUUAAAAUUAUUUUAAGGAAAUUAGCAUGUGUAAUAUAUUUAAAAAAAAAAGGAAUUGCUCCUUAACUAGACGUGAUAAAGAAAAACGAAUAAUUUCAUUACUCUGGGCAUCUGUAAUUUGAAACCUUUUUUGUAAUGAAAUUAUUGAUCUUACACCUAUCUUGUUCAUAUUUUUUAUUUUCCAUAAAUGAAAUAGAAUUAAUUAUUAAUUUGUAUUACAUUCAAAACUUUUGUGAAUCAGAUAUUUUUAAGAGUUUUAAAAUAUUUCAGUUUAUCUAUUAACAUUAUUUAAUAUCAAAUAAACCUCCAUAAAUGAACACAAAGGUCCAAUUAUAAUACAGCUGUAUUUCCGUGGAAAGUGUGAUUUGUUUGUAUUUCUAAUAGUUAAACAAAUAUAUUUGAAUAUUGUGGAUUUACUUGUAACCUAUGUAUCUAACACCAGGAGUCAUGAAAUAUGAAUCCUACGUAUAUCAUGGAUGUAUCAAGGGCUUAUCUUGCUAAUAUACUACGGUGUUUUGCCCCUGAUAAUUUUUCUCUCUCUCCAUUCAAAAAUGUUACGGCAAUGAAACUAACUUUAAUCAGUCGAGAACAACUGUGUAUCACAAAAGUAAAAGGUACUAUGUCUAUUUUUUAACUAAAAUGGAAUAAACACAUUCGUUCCAAUUUAUUUUCUUUUGGAAAUAUUGAGAAACAUUUUCAAAAGAUAUUAAUAAUGAAAUCAGAAGCACAAAAGAUCCCUUUGUAAGUCCAUUGACUUAGUUAUAUUAUGUCCAUUGACAUACAAAGGGAUUCAACACCUUUGAACUACUCUCUUAUAAAAUUAAGUAAAUGUGACCUAGUGUUCUUUUCUCUGAAGCACAGAAAUAUGUAUGAAGUUUUAGAGAAACAAGUUCAUCACAGUCUCAUUUAAAGCAAACCUCCUCUCUUACAGGAGUAAGAAGUUGGAAUCUACAUAGUUUCUUCAAUAAUAGCUAAAAUACAUAUGAGUACAUUACAUUGUUUUGGAGACAUCCACAUAAAAUCUAAAUAAGAGAAAAAAA